Molecule: messenger RNA, 1589 nt
Organism: Bufo gargarizans (Asiatic toad)
Lineage: Eukaryota; Metazoa; Chordata; Amphibia; Anura; Bufonidae
Product: pancreatic alpha-amylase-like
Exons: 10
Coding region: 14-1555 (513 amino acids)
Biological process (GO): carbohydrate metabolic process
Molecular function (GO): alpha-amylase activity; cation binding
Source: RefSeq, a predicted model, not a curated record
AUCAUUGCUCAGCAUGACACUGUUGCUGCUGGUCCUGCUGCUGCUCGGAAUCUGCACUGGCCAGUUCAAUCCCAAUGCAGCUUGUGGCAGAACAUCUAUUGUCCACUUGUUUGAAUGGCGCUGGGAGGACAUUGCUGAAGAAUGUGAACGCUAUCUGGGACCAAAUGGAUUUGCAGGUGUCCAGAUUUCACCUCCUAGUGAUAAUUUGAUUGUCACAAACCCCAAUAGGCCAUGGUGGGAGAGAUACCAGCCAAUCAGCUAUAAGAUCUGCACCCGAUCUGGUGACGAACAGCAAUUCAGGGACAUGGUCACCAGAUGUAACGAUGUUGGGGUCUAUAUUUAUGUGGAUGCUGUUAUUAACCACAUGUGUGGAUCAGUAGUUGAAAAGGGGAGUUCUUCCACAUGUGGCAGCUUAUUCGAUGCGAAUAAGAGAAGCUUCCCUGGUGUGCCGUACUCAUAUUUUGACUUUAAUGAUAAUAAGUGUAAAACUGCCAGUGGUAAUAUUGAGAACUAUGGAGAUGAAGACCAGGUCAGAAAUUGUCGUCUUGUGAGUCUUCUGGAUUUGGCAUUGGAAAAGGAAUAUGUCCGUGCCAAGAUUGCAGACUAUUUGAACAAUCUCAUUCACAUUGGUGUGGCUGGCUUUAGACUUGAUGCUGCUAAGCACAUGUGGCCAGGGGAUAUUCAAGCCAUUAUCAGUAGGCUCGACAACUUAAACAUACAGUGGUUCCCCAAUGGAUCUCGUCCUUUUAUUUUCCAAGAGGUGAUUGACCUAGGUGGAGAAGGAAUUUCAGUCAGUGAGUACUUUGGCAUAGGACGGAUAACAGAAUUUAAAUAUGGGGCCAAACUUGGAACAGUUAUUCGUAAGCAGAAGGGAGAAAAGAUGGCAUAUCUGAAAAAUUGGGGAGAAGGCUGGGGUUUCAUGCCGACUGAUAGAGCCAUAGUUUUUGUCGACAACCACGAUAACCAAAGAGGCCAUGGUGCUGGUGGAGACUCUAUUCUCACCUUCUUUGAAUCACGAUUAUACAAAAUGGCAAUGGGCUUCAUGCUGGCACAUCCUUAUGGAUUUACUCGUGUCAUGUCAAGUUAUAGCUGGCCUAGGAACUUCGUAAAUGGAAAGGAUACAAAUGACUGGAUUGGACCACCAAGCUACAGUAAUGGGUCCACUAAAGCUGUCACUCUCAAUGAAGAUACCACUUGUGGUAAUGGCUGGGUUUGUGAGCACAGAUGGAGACAAAUAAAGAACAUGGUCAUCUUCCGUAAUGUUGCUAAUGGUCAAGCUCUCACUAAUUGGUGGGACAAUGGAGAAAACCAGGUUGCUUUUGGACGUGGAAGUUCAGCAUUUAUUGUGUUUAACAAUGAUAACUGGCACAUGGAUGUUACCUUGAACACUGGACUUCCAGCUGGCACUUACUGUGAUGUUAUCUCUGGAGAGAAGAAGGAGUCAUCUUGUACUGGCAAACAGAUCACUGUGAGCAGCACUGGCUCGGCACGUUUCAAAAUCAGCGGUUCAGCCGAAGACCCAUUUGUUGCCAUUCAUGUCAAUGCCAAACUGUAAAUCUGUGCAUUACCAAUUAAACAAAUGAGCAUAA